GUUACUUCCGGUACAAAUUUUCUCCCAAAACUUCUGCAACUUUUCGUUGAAAUGGAUACUUUUCAAACAAAAACAACAGAUUGUUGGACAAGGCAAUUACUAACCAUCAAGAUGUGAACUUAAAAGCGGUUGUAACUAAAUCUUCAAAUGGAUUUAAUUUCGAUGAAUAUGGGAACUUGAAAACCGUGAAACUUUCAGUUUGGGACAAACCCAUUCGAAUCAUGGGGACAGGAAGCUCCUUCCUCCGUCACCCUGACGAUGAUGAUGGGACUGACUAUGGGCACGGGGUGAUAAAACGGAUCCCCAUAGAGAUGAAGCCUCGAGGACGUCUUGCAGGCCUGAGGAGCGUCAGCUCUCUGGGACGGAAACAACCAAAAGGAGGAAGUCUCAGGUCCGCGUUGUCCAUCGACCUGGAAAAUCCAGAAGUAGAACGAAUCAAGAAAGAUUUCGAAAUGUACCGGUUGAACAAGGAGAACGAGAUCGCAAACAUGCAGAAGAAAGAACAGAAGUGUGAAACUGAAAACAAGCGACUAAGAGCUGAAUUACUGGCUCUACAGAAAACCUGCACAAAGUUACGAGGAGAGCGUGAUGUGGCGCUAGAAGCUGAACAUCAGGCGUUGGCCAGAGCCGCAGCAUUUGAGAGUGACCGUGACAAAGUGCAGCGUCAGUUUAAGAUAUUUCGAGAAACAAAAGAGUGUGAAAUUCAGAAUUUAUUGCGAGCAAAGCGAGAAUUGGAGAAUAAAUUAUCAAAGGUUGCCCAUGGUUACAUUCCCGAUGACCUUGAUAUGAACUCCAGGGAGGAUCUUGAUGAAAAUGCAGACAGUGGAAAUCCUGGUGAUUGGUGGACUGCCCUGGAAAGUGAACCCUCAUUUGGCAGCACAAUGCAGCUACAUCAACCCAUGUUCAGGGGCCCGGAAUUUGCGCACAGCAUGAUGGAGAUGGAGGGACCGUUUACAAAUGUCAAUAAAGAGGAUUGGAGUUCGGCCUUGGCCAAGCUGACCCAGGUAUUACCCAGCAUUCCUGAGCACGUGACCUCUAAUCUGAUCCGUCUGUACAUUUCCGCCCCCAGAGACAUGAGGACUGAGGUCGAGAUUAUGGAAAAGGAGUGUCUGUGUGAGGUUAGGCAGCUUUGUGAACGUGAAGGAAGGACGCUGGUAACUGUCCAUAUGCCCUUUAAUGAGCACCACUCCAUUAAUGCUGAAGAGGGCGAAAAGGCGCUUAGUAAGCAUAGUGCUACCGGUAAGCAUCAGAAGGCGAAGACGACUGCGGGAUGCCGUGGGAGUAUUGUGCAUGCUUUUGCAGCUGCUGCUGCCAAGAAUGCAGAGGCCCGGGGCACUGAAGAGCUGGCGAGAGAUGCGGAAAUUAUUUAUUUGCAUCACCUGGAGGCACAUGUUCAUGAAUCGCCUAACUGCUGCAAGAGUUCGCCAGGUGGAGAAAUGUACCAUCUUUUUGGCCUUCCUUGGGAACACACCAACAGAUUUUCCGGGUUGGAGUAUUCCUCUGGUCAUUUAGAUAACCCUGGAUCAAGGCCCGCUGUCUUCUGCUUUAGGGAUCCUGCUUACAAAGGAUGUAAGCCUAGUCAAGGUGAGGCCAAAGACCUGAAGAGUCGAGUCCGGGGAAGUGGGAGUGCCAAGGUCAUUGACAGCUACCCAUCUCCAAACAAGGGCGCUGAACUGGCGUUCACAGAGCUGGAGAAAAUUCUCAAAAUUGAACUUGGUAUUGAUAUGAAGAAGGACAAAACUGAUUCUUACUCGUCUUAUUCCGAGUCUGAUAAUCCCGAGGAACUGUGUGGUGGUGCAUUAUGGGAUGUUCACUGUGAUUACGAACAGUUGGAAGCGUUAAGUUAUGCCGUCAAGUCAAGCUGCCAACUUGGGUUUGAAAAGUAUUAUGAGCGUCUGAACAAUCACGUGUCUGCAGCAGGACCUUUACCUCCAUUGUUAGUCUCAGGGGCUCCCGGCUCUGGCAAGUCGUUGUUGUUAGCACAAUGGAUUCAGCUACAGCAGGAGCGAAAUGCCAAUGGUUUAUUGAUGUAUCAUUUUGUGGGUCAAGAAUUUUCGGUCAGUGGGGAUCCUAUAGUGAUGAUGAGGCGACUAACAGCUCAGCUGAUGCAGCAUGUGUCCUCUCCACCAGCCUUGACCUGUGACCCCAGCAGGUUGAUGGAAGAGUUCCCUCGCUGGCUGGAGAAAGUCUCCUCCAAGACACCAGGGGGCGCUAUUCUCAUCUUGGAUUCCAUUGAUAGAUUUCAGAAUGGUGAGCAGCACCUGAAGUGGUUACUGGAUCCAUUACCAGUGGAUAUCCGUGUAAUAGUAUCCGUGGAUGAGGACACGUGCCCUCAGUCCUGGAGGUCUUGGCCAACUCUUCAACUUGAGCCUCUUAGCAACAAGAACGUGAAGGAGUUGUUAAGGGCGGAGCUAGCUGUUGACGACGUGGAUUUAGAUGCGGAGGAGGAAUGUAAAAUCCUGACACACUGCCGAACCCCGGGGACCUGCAAUCCACUUUACGUCCUUGUGCUGUCACGUGCAAUAUCAGGGUGUCGUUUUGGCGACCGUGAUAGGAUGGGUAAGAUCCUGGAUCAGAUCCUCACUGCCAUGGACACGGUGACGCUGUACAAGAAUGUUCUUCAGGUUAUCCUGCAGGAGUUUGCCACCUCAGACAACAAAGCCAUACACAAAAAGAUUCUGAGGUAUGCCAUACUGUCGCGAAACGGGAUCAGUGAGCGUGAGCUACGGGACUUGAUUCCGGGCUUACAGUGGAACUACCUGGCACCCCUGGAGGACGCACUAAUGGACCGGCUCAUCAUGACAAUGCGCUCAGGUGUGCUGACAUUUGCCCACCCUGAGGCCUACCAGGCAUGUCGGGAGAUCCUCUUCACAGAAGCCGAUGAGGCAGAGUGCUCAGAAGCCAUUCAAGAUCUCAUACAGUAUUUCUCUAGUUUCCUAUGGCCUGGGAAAGUGACAUGUCGUGUGGCAGAUGAACUUCCCAGACUGAUCAAGCAGACUGGGAACAAAGAGAUGUUACACCGUGCCAUUCUCAAUCUGUGUGUCUUCCAGAGACUCUACGCCAGGGGGCGCUGUGCAGAGCUGCUGGGCUACUGGCAGUUUGUUGAUGCAGAUAAAGUCUCCAUGGCUUACCAGUAUUUGGAGUUCACCAAGAAAACAGAACAGUAUGUCGGUCAGUUUGAUGGAAUUGUCACUUUACCCAGGAUUGCAGACAUGAAUGAGACACUGGGGAGAUUUCUGAAAGACUUGGCACUUCUCACUCAGGCUCUGCCGGCUUUACAGCGUGCUCUUGAGCUGCGAGAGACUGCCCUGGAUCCUGACCACCCAGCAGUGGCGCGAUCCUUGCACCAGCUAGCAGGGCUGCACGCACAAGGCGGGAAAUUUUCCACGGCAGAGGCAUUAUACAAGCAGGCGCUGGAGAUCUAUGAGAACGCUUACAGCAGUGAACAUCAGAUGGUGGCGAAAGAGCUGGAGGCCUUGGCGGUGCUUUACCAGAAACAAGACAAGCAUGACAUCGCAGAACCGUUGAGGAAGAGAGCGAUGUCAAUCCGAAAGAAAACAAGAACACCAAGAGUGGGAUCAGGGCAUUCAAGGGGAAUAACUCCGCUGAGACGUCAGGCAGUAAACACGGAAGAGUUGGCUAUGGUUCCUGAAUCUCCAGAGUUAGCGAGAACCCUGAAUGAGCUAGGAGUGCUGUAUUACCUACAGAAUAACAUAGAUUCUGCUGAAGCUUUCUUCAAGCGUUCAUUAGAGAUCCGUGAAGUACUCCUGGGAGAGGAACACCCAGACCUGGCUCAGUCCCUUAACAACCUCGCCGCUCUCUACAACGACCGCAAACAGUACGACAAGGCCGUACCACUCUACGAGAGAGCACUCCACAUCCGUAACCAGUACCUGAGUCCAGACCACCCCAGUGUAGCCUCCAUCAUCAAACACCUGGCCAUGCUCUACAAGAAGCAGGGUAACCUGGCAGAGGCAAUCCCGCUGUACAGACAAGCAGUUGAAAUCAGGGAGAAGUGUUUUGGCAGUCAACACCCAGCUGUGGCUACAGCCCUCGUUAACCUGGCAGUGCUGUAUUCUCAACAGAACAAUUAUGCUGAAGCCGAACCUCUCUAUGAGCGAGCUCUUCACAUUUACGAGGAUAGUUUUGGGAGUCAUCACCCACGAGUCGCUGAAACGUUACGAAACUUGGCUGUGAUGAAAUAUGAACAGCGUGACUACGAAACUGCUGCCAAAUUCUACAAGCGUGCCACAGAGAUUAAGGACCGAGACUCAAGUUAUGCGGGGAAAAACAUGCUACGCUGCAGUUCUAGUGAUGAUACAAACUCCACAGUCAAGAAUAUCCUCCAGGCGUAGCAAAGGCUGUCUCUGGGUGGCCCGAGGUCCAUCCAAAAACCGGAUCUAGUGCUGAUGUGGAAUCAGACUUCUCAUGAAUCUCACGCUGUUAUAUAUAUAUAUAUAUAUAUAUCAUAUAUAUAUGUAAAUUAUGAAGUUAAACUCUUAAAGGGGAUUGAAUCUGAUCUGGAUAUUAAGUGAUAUCGAACUGCUGAACAUGUGUGCCUUUUUCAUAUGUUAAGUGUUAUGCGAAUAGAAACUGAUGGUCAUAUUUUCAAGAUUUCAGAAUUUCUAUUGAAGGUCAUUGGUAUAUAAAUGCAUUUUUUUUUACGCCAUAUUUCACACUUUUCUAUUUAGCAUGUACAUGUUAAUUUUUAUUUUCUCAUUAUGGUGUUUGAAUUAGUGCUAGUUGAAAAAAGUGCGCACAUGUACAUGUAUGGGUGGUUUGAGUGCUUUGAAUUGAUAGAAUUUGGAAAUUGUUGUGAGAUUCAUAGCUGUAAAAUUACUUGCGUGUAUGUUAUUUGUUUUAACGGUUAAAGUGCAAGUUAAAUUCACAAAAAUGCUACAUGAAUUUAAGCUCUUUCAGGACUUCACAUGAUUUUACGCAAAGUGUAGCGAUGCUAUUAUGUUGUUUUUUUUUUAUAGUAAAAUGGGGAUAAGCCUAAUUUGUGUCUUUUGUCAGGCAGGCUACAUGUAGAGGUAUCUCUAGACACGUG
Messenger RNA from Liolophura sinensis, 5050 nucleotides. RefSeq names its product nephrocystin-3-like. The record is from RefSeq and is a predicted model, not a curated record. Lineage: Eukaryota; Metazoa; Mollusca; Polyplacophora; Chitonida; Chitonidae. Gene Ontology annotation, molecular function: protein binding.